Sarcophilus harrisii (Tasmanian devil) is the source of this 4719-nucleotide messenger RNA. RefSeq names its product formin like 3 (gene FMNL3). Lineage: Eukaryota; Metazoa; Chordata; Mammalia; Dasyuromorphia; Dasyuridae. The transcript is spliced from 27 exons. The record is from RefSeq and is a predicted model, not a curated record. Gene Ontology annotation, cellular component: cytosol. Gene Ontology annotation, biological process: cortical actin cytoskeleton organization; cell migration; regulation of cell shape. The coding region runs from base 431 to 3514 and encodes 1027 amino acids. Gene Ontology annotation, molecular function: actin filament binding; small GTPase binding.
GCCAGGCUUAGAGUGGAACGCUAGGGAGGCUGAGUCUAGACUGAAGUGGGUGGGAGAGAGGAAGGGGAGGGGAGCGGAGGGGAGCGGAGGCGCAGGAAAAGAAGACUCGGAGGAGCGGAGGCGAGGGGGAGCAGCGGCGCGAGGCGCGACGCCGCUCUGUCUAGCGCCCGCACGGAUGCGGUGGCGGGCUUCGAGGGGGAACCCCGGGAGGCCGGGCGUCUGAGCGCCAGCUCCGCUCCGGCCCCUCCUCCGCUUUCCCCGCCGGCCGGGAACCUCCUCAAGCCCCGCCCGGACUGCUCAGCCUGAAGGGAGCGAACUCGCCCCGCUGCGGGCCACAGGGCUCGCUAGCAGCCCCGGGGGCGGCGGCGUGAAGGAGGAGAGCCCCCGGACGCCGGGCGGCCGAGGGCCAGGAGCCGGGGGCUCCGCCGGGAUGGGCAAUCUGGAGAGCGCCGAGGCCGGGCCGGGCGAGCCCGCCCCGGUGCCGCUGCUGCUGCCCGCAGGCAGGACGCCGAUGCCCGAGCCGUGCGAGCUGGAGGAGAGGUUCGCGCUGGUGCUGAGCUCCAUGAAUCUGCCUCCAGACAAGGCCCGCCUCUUACGACAGUAUGACAAUGAGAAAAAGUGGGAUCUCAUCUGUGAUCAGGAGCGAUUUCAGGUGAAGAAUCCUCCCCACACUUAUAUCCAGAAACUACAGAGCUUCCUGGACCCCAGUGUGACUCGAAAGAAGUUCAGGAGGAGAGUCCAAGAAUCGACCAAAGUGCUGAGGGAGUUAGAAAUCUCUCUUCGGACUAAUUACAUUGGGUGGGUCCGAGAAUUUUUGAGCGAUGAGAACAAAGGAUUGGAUGUGCUGGUCGAUUACCUGUCUUUUGCACAGUGUUCUGUCAUGUUUGAUUUUGAGGGUCUGGAAAGCAGUGAUGAAGGAGCUUUUGAGAAGCUGCGAUCCUGGAGCAGGUCCAUCGAGGAUCUGCAGCAGCAGCCCAGUGCCCUGUCCGCUCCCUUUGCCAGUAGCCUUGCUCGCUCUGCCCGCCAGUCUGUGCUACGGUACAGCACACUUCCUGGGAGAAGGGCCCUGAAGAACUCCCGCCUUGUAAGCCAGAAGGAUGAUGUCCAUGUCUGUAUCCUCUGCCUCAGGGCUAUUAUGAACUACCAGUAUGGAUUCAACCUGGUUAUGUCCCAUCCUCAUGCUGUCAAUGAGAUUGCCCUCAGUCUCAACAACAAGAACCCCAGGACUAAAGCCCUUGUUUUGGAGCUGCUAGCUGCUGUAUGCUUGGUGAGGGGAGGCCAUGAAAUCAUCCUUGCUGCCUUUGACAACUUUAAAGAGGUAUGCAAAGAGCUCUACAGAUUUGAGAAGUUGAUGGAAUACUUCCGGAAUGAGGACAGCAAUAUCGACUUUAUGGUGGCCUGCAUGCAAUUCAUCAAUAUUGUGGUACAUUCGGUGGAAGAUAUGAAUUUCCGAGUCCACCUUCAAUAUGAAUUCACCAAACUUGGGCUGGAGGAGUUCUUGCAGAAGUCAAGGCAUACAGAGAGUGAGAAAUUGCAAGUGCAGAUUCAGGCAUACCUAGAUAAUGUAUUUGAUGUUGGUGGACUGCUUGAAGAUGCAGAAACCAAGAAUGUGGCACUGGAGAAGGUGGAAGAGCUGGAGGAGCACAUUUCCCAAUUAUCGGAAAAGUUGCUAGAUCUUGAAAAUGAAAACAUGAUGCGUGUGGCAGAGCUAGAGAAGCAGCUGCUACAGCGGGAGAAGGAGCUAGAGAACAUCAAGGAGACCUAUGAAAACACAAAUCAUCAGGUACACACGCUUAGGAGGCUUAUCAAGGAGAAGGAGGAGGCCUUUCAGCAUAGGUGCCACCUGGAUCCACAUUCUCAGGCCUUGGAAUCGAUGGGUGAUUUCACCAGAGUGGGCCCUACUGAACUCAGUGAGAGUGUGUUCCCAUCAGACCUUGACCUAGUAGCCCCACCCUCACCCCCGGAAGAGACACUGCCCCUGGCUCCACCACCAGCUCCGCCCCUCCCACCUCCGGCACCCCCCCUGCCAGAAAAAUGUCCUCCUGCCCCGCCUCUCCCUGGAGCCGCUCCCUCAGUGGUCCUGACUGUGGGCCUGUCAGCUAUCCGCAUCAAGAAACCAAUCAAGACCAAGUUCCGUCUGCCUGUGUUUAAUUGGACAGCACUGAAGCCCAACCAGAUCAGUGGCACUGUCUUCAGUGAACUUGAUGAUGAGAAGAUCCUAGAAGAUCUGGAUCUGGAUAAGUUUGAGGAACUGUUCAAGACGAAGGCACAGGGUCCUGCUCUUGAUCUUGUCUGCUCCAAGAACAAAACAUCGCAAAAGGCAGCUAGCAAGGUUACUUUGCUGGAGGCCAACCGAGCCAAGAACCUGGCAAUAACUCUGCGAAAGGCUGGCCGCUCAGCUGAGGAAAUCUGCCGGGCAAUCCAUAUGUUUGACCUGCAGACACUGCCGGUGGACUUUGUGGAGUGUCUCAUGCGUUUCCUGCCAACGGAGGCCGAAGUAAAGCUCUUGCGGCAGUAUGAGCGGGAGCGGCAGCCCCUGGAGGAGCUGGCAGCAGAGGACCGUUUCAUGCUACUUUUCAGCAAAGUGGAGCGACUGACUCAGCGCAUGGCCGGCAUGGCCUUCCUAGGCAACUUCCAGGACAACCUACAGAUGCUCACUCCGCAACUCAAUGCCAUCAUCGCUGCGUCUGCCUCUGUCAAGUCUUCUCAGAGGCUGAAGCAGAUGCUUGAGAUAAUCCUUGCUCUGGGGAACUACAUGAACAGCAGCAAGAGGGGUGCAGUGUAUGGCUUCAAGCUGCAAAGCCUGGACCUGCUAUUGGACACCAAAUCUACUGACCGGAAGCUGACUUUGCUACACUUCAUUGCAUUGACUGUGAAAGAGAAGUACCCAGAAUUGGCUGGCUUUUGGCAUGAGCUGCACUUUGUGGAGAAGGCUGCAGCAGUGUCCUUGGAGAACGUGUUGCUGGAUGUGAAGGAGCUGGGCCGAGGAAUGGAGCUAAUCCGGCGAGAAUGUAGCCUUCAUGACAACAGUGUCCUCCGCAACUUCCUUAGUGCUAAUGAGGGCAAGUUGGACAAGCUUCAGCGAGAUGCCAGGACAGCAGAGGAGGCUUACAAUACCGUUGUACGUUACUUUGGUGAAAGCCCCAAGACAACUCCUCCUUCUGUAUUCUUUCCAGUAUUUGUUCGGUUUAUCCGCUCUUACAAGGAAGCAGAGCAGGAAAAUGAAGCACGAAAAAAGCAGGAAGAGGUAAUGCGGGAGAAGCUGCUGGCUCAGGAGGCUAAGAAACUGGAUGCCAAGACUCCCUCUCAGCGGAACAAGUGGCAGCAGCAAGAACUGAUUGCAGAGCUUCGGCGGCGCCAGGCCAAGGAGCACCGGCCUGUCUAUGAGGGCAAGGAUGGCACCAUAGAGGAUAUCAUCACAGUGCUGAAGAGUGUCCCCUUCACAGCCCGUACUGCCAAGCGGGGCUCACGCUUCUUCUGCGAUGCAGCCCAUCAUGAUGAGUCAAACUGUUAGCCCCCAAGGCUGGGAGCCCCUGACAGGCCUGCACCACUGGGCCUGGAGCUAUGCCCUGGUCCGAGCCCCAGGUCUCCACUGAGGCACUAACUAAUGGAGAAGGAAGCACUUCAGGCCCUCAAGCUCGUCUCUGCAAGUUGAAGGGUUUUGAUCCGGAGCCUUGGAACUGGCAGUGGCUCCCAAGCUGGGACUGCCACAUUUAUCCCCUUACUUCCUGUUCCCAACCUAGGCCUUGAGACUGGCUUCCUAUCAGCUUCUGGUUCAGAAGGGGAGACAGUGGUCAUCUUUCCUGUGGGAAUCAGAUUCCCCAGGUUGAGAACUCACCCAGCACCCAUGUGUUGUCUUUUACUGCACUUUGUUCUUAAGGCCUCUCACCACCUGCCCUGUUAGGACCCUCUUAAUCCCUUCAAGGCAGCUCAGCCCUGUUAGGAGUGGACACAACCUCUAGCAGGAUCAGGGUGGAGAUGUCAGCUUUAGCACUUCCUGAGAACUCAGGCCCCAGGGUCUUAGACCUCAACCUAAAGAACCUGAAAAAGGAACAAGGGAGCAACUAGAUUCUGAUUGUAGGAAGAGCAGAAGCAAGACCCAAAGUAUGCGCUAAUAAGGAGAAAAGUCCUAGAGGAAUUAUUUUCUUCUAGACCCUUGGAUGUAGAUGGCUACCAGAACACUGGGGCUGAGAAUAACAUUCCUUAUUCCUCCAGCAACUGGAGCCCUGCCCUACUUCCAGGGUGGGUUGUUAGACCAACUUCUGGACUCAUCAGUAUUGAUGGUGGAGGAAGACUUUUCUAGCUUGUCCAAAUCUGGUCUUUUGAGUGGAGACCAAGGGCAGAGCUGGGGAAGGAGAAAAUAAUUAAUUGGAAUUACCUUUCUUGUUGAAGGUGAAGAGGGGGCAUCUACAGCAGCAGGCUAAGCAUUGAAAUGGACCAGACUUGUGAUUUUCUAGUGCUAAUUCAAGUCAGUACCUGUUCUGCAACUUAAAAUUAGUCUUGCAAGUGGCCGGCCCAAUGCCCCAAGAAGUCACAUAGCCAGUAAAGUCAGACAAAGGACUUGCCAUACUGCCUCCGGAAGCAAGAAUCAAGGGAAAAAAACAAAACAGAAAAGCCCAUGCACAGCUUUGCUAGGGUAGGGCUUUCUAUUUGAGCCAAGUAUCUCCGAGAAUGUACGUUAUCCAUUCUGUUUUGCAUAUGGAAAGCAUCUCAUCCCUA